Molecule: messenger RNA, 444 nt
Organism: Aspergillus brunneoviolaceus CBS 621.78
Lineage: Eukaryota; Fungi; Ascomycota; Eurotiomycetes; Eurotiales; Aspergillaceae
Exons: 1
Coding region: 153-377 (74 amino acids)
Source: RefSeq, a predicted model, not a curated record
CAUCCACCCGUGACCUCAUUCAAUCCUGGCCAGCAGGCCCAGCUGCCAGUAGGGUCUCGUGGCAAAGAAUCCAGAUUCAUCUAGACCGGACCAGAUGACCACCUCUUCUGGUUCUUUUCAGCCCUGCCACCUUCAAAUAAACUUUUCCUCUGAUGGCUGCAGGGUGCACCCUCCCCGGGGCUAGUCUCGUGGAGUCGUGGUCCACGCUCCUGCCUGACAGCUCAGGGAUAGUGGACCUCGGGAUCUCGAUGCCGAGGAGAUCAUUGGUCCGUCAUAGUGGUGACUGGAAGUGGAAGAUGUUGCGUUGUAACUUAGUUGUUUCUGCGGUGAGGAGAAAUGACCGUCGGGAUAUGUACAGGACGUACUGGGCUGGGUGACUGGGUGACUUGGGCUCGGGAGGAAAUGGCCCGGUGUACAGGACGUGGUGGUCUUCGGCUAAGUCUG